AUUACACGGGACUGCAUAAUAACCCAGUGAUGCACACAGUAAUUGGGUGGAAAGAGAAAAGAGACUUUGGCGGCGCCAAAAAUAUUUCUUUUAUGUUCUCUGUAAUGUCGCAGCGUUCAAAUAGGGAAGUAAACCAGUUCACAACUUGUGAAGGAGGAAACAAUUGUGGUUAGUUAAACGCUCAUUUCGUCACGUAAAACUACAGUAGACCUCAACUUCUUCCCCGGGAGAGUCAGCCGUGAGAGAACACGCAUGAAUUUUCCCACAUUUAAGUGGAAACAAGGAGGCGUUUGCAGUGAAGAGGAACACUUUUUUUUUCUUGUAGGGUUUGUUUUAAUGGCAGUGAGCGGACAGUUCUUUAUACUUCUUUCUCUCGUGGAAAUUUUAAAGUGACCCAUCUGCAGGAGGAGACUCGCACUAAUUGCGGCAACAAGAACCAUAAAGCAACAACAGUUUGGUUUAUUGGUCCAGGGCUGCAAAGUGUCAUCUUCUGACGCAGGCAGAACACCUAUCCGCGAGGGGCACACUAACACCUGACGCCUCCAUCUCUUGCAUCGCCGGCUUUCUCCAUCACGACUACUCCGGCUCCGCAGUUUGGGUACUGUAGCGUUUUAUGGAAGCGGAGUCUCCGCAUCCUGUCGUAGUCAUGCUUCCCCCAAAGAACUGCCUGCCGAGGAACUACAGCUGCAUAGCUGGGCUAUUCGGGAGCCUUGCAGCGGCAAAUCCGAGGCUUGAAGAUGGGGAGGAUUGUGACAUGGUGAACGGUACUUGUGAGCCUAUUGAGAGCACAGUGGUGGAUGAGAGGCCAAGAGGAAGAGAGAUUUCCCUGAAACCUCCACAGAGCCCUAAUCUGCGUCGGAGGUGCAAGUCUUUGCCUACACCUACAGAGAGAGCAAAGUUAGAGAUCUCCCGCAGCAGAAGCCCAACCAUUAAGAAAAAAGUCCGCUUCGCUGACUCCUUGGGGCUGGAGCUCAUUUCAGUAAAGCACUUCGAUGAUACAGAUGUUCCCGAGGUUCCGGAGCGCAUAAUGGCAAAAUUACCUAAAGGACCCUUUAACCUUCAUCAUUUGGACACAAAAUUCCCCCGGGCUCCUGCGCAGUCCGUGUUCAUGGAAUUGCAGUUCACCAACCCAGGCACAUUACCCGACUUCGAGCAGAAAGUGAGGGAGGUAAAAGUCCUGCUGGAAACCGUCGAGACGGAUGAAUUCAGCCUCUCAGGCUUCGUGCGCGUGUUGAAUCUGGCUUUCGAAAAGAGUGUCUCUUUGCGGUAUUCUCUAAACAACUGGAUAACAUUUAUGGACAGUUUGGCGUCCUAUGUUCCUAACUCGAGCGACGGUGUCACCGAUAAGUUCUGUUUCAAGAUAAUUAUGCCCACCUACCUAGACAGCGGAGGAACAUUGCAAUUUGCAAUUAAAUACUGUGUCGGCGGGCAAGAAUUUUGGGAUAAUAAUAACGGCAAUAACUACAAAGUCCGACGUCACCGGUUCAAGAUGUCGCCACCUCGGGAAUGGGAAAACGGAUGGAUUCAUUUUAUCUGAGUUUUGACAAAUAAAGUGGCACACUUGGCGCCAUUUGCGCGUAAUUGCUCCCCGAUGACCUUAUAACCGUACCUGUUUAAAAAAAAAAGAAAAAAAAAAAGACUAUUUCUGUUGUCAGCUAUACACAUUCCGUAACAGAAAAUAUUUUCCCACAAUAUUUCAAACAGUGACCCUGUGGUGAUAACGCACCGAGGGUUGAAAUGGCCUGCUGUGUGAGCCUGAUAGGCUUCCUGGUGUGGGAUGCCGUUCGAUAUGCUGCCUUGAUGUCAGGGCUCUGUACAGCUUGGUGCCCUUUGGGAGGGCAUGUUCCCGUUAUGUAAUAUAAAAACAUGCGCCACGGAGAACGUGCCGGCUAAUGCCAACUUAAGGCAUCAUUACCCAUUUCAAGAUGCUGUACCUGUCAGUUUGCGUGUGCGCAAACGUCGACUUAAUAGCAAAAAGAAAGCAUUUUAGCUGAUGGUAGCAUACGCCCCCUGUGGUCACCUGCAGACACGGGCAAUCAUGUCUUAUCCCCUUGAUAGUAGAUGGAAAUAUGCAGUGGUUAUUUAAUUUAUCUAUUCAAUUUAUAAUUUCCUACCGUCAUGCCAUUAAAAUGCCUUAUUCUAAGCCAUGAUGUAGGGAGUUGUUGAUUUGCUGCUUUACAGUGUUUUCUUCAUUAGGCUUGAAUAGAGUUAAAUGCAUUAGAUGGUUAUCGUCAUUAAACUUACAUUUUUAGAACAAUCCAGGGACAUCAUACUUAACCAUACAAAAAUCUGCCUCUUAGCAAUACAUUUGCAGCCUAUUCAGCAAAAAUUAUUUUAUGUUUUGCAUAUUUAAAUUAUGAAAAAAUAAGGUCUGACAAAGUUCAAAGAUGAUGAAAUGACAUUAAACUAAAAAUAUAUUUAUAUGACUUAAAAAUUAAUUUAUAAAAAUAACCAUAAAGGAUAUGUUUCUAAAGACUAUUACCAUUUUUAUUAAUUUCUUGUUUUAUCUGAAUGAAAUCCUCCAGCAUAGCUUCUCUCACACGGAACGUAUCUGAAGUGGCUUUUGAAAGGUUAAGUUUACCUCUGAUUACCUGUGGACCUUUUUUUCUUCUCUUCUUCAGGUUGACUGCUAAAGAACAGAUGUUAUUUUCACAACAAUUAUUUUUUAACUAAUAUAUUCAAAGAAAAGCAUUUUAUUGUACAUGUACAGACUCAAAAAUAUCUAAGACUCUUGAUUACACCGCUUAACUGUAUUUUUCACAGAGCAGGUCUGUCUAUAGUCCAAGUAGCUAUUACACAGGUGGCUGUGUUUAACCAGCUUGUGUCACUUUAAAGGUACACGACAGUGAUCAGUGCAAGAAUAGUGCUGCUCCUCACACUUCUUACACAUUACCAAAAUUAGGUGAACUAUUUCACCGUCUUUCAUUCUCAAAUUGCAGACUUUCUGCUCGCUUUUUUCAUACAGUACACCUUGAUAAAUGUUAUUGCCGUUUCUGCACAAAAGCUUGUCUUACAUCUAAAAUGUUUUUACUUUAGAUCAGUGGUGAGUGGCCUUCCUAAGCCUCUCGCCUUCAUUUUAUGUUUUCAGCUUUUGUGGCUGAAGAAGCUCGUGUGUUGUAAAUCAAUUCAGUUAAAUGCAGAUAUCCAUCAUGCUUUUUAAAAUCUGAAUGCUAAUAGCAAAGUGAGCAUGUGCAAAGUUUAGACCCUAGCAGCUAGCGGAACAACAGACGGGGUGCUUUUAAUUCCAGUGCUCAGACUGUAAUCUGAACAUCACUUUGGCCUUUGUUUACAUCAUCAUGGCCUCAAAGGAAAGCUCUCCAUUUAAUGAGGCCAUUGCGCUGGUAUGUGGACAGAGACUAUUCCUGUAACCACUUAGUUUUUGGAGCAGUUCCACUGUGAAUCCAUCAGUACCAUUUGUCUCCAAAUAUGACAUAAUUUGUGUCGGGGCUACAGUGCUGUACCUGAUGAUAUUAGAUUAGUCUUAAUGAGAUGAGUGACAUUUUAGACAAUAUUUCCUAUCAUGCAACUUAGCUUUAUCAUGUACGGAGCUGCAUUUCUCAUUAUUUAUUUAAAAACAUUGUGAAUAUAAAAUGUCUUGUCAUAGCAGAACUUAUUGUAUUAUACUGUUACACUAGUGGGUAUUUGCAUAUUGUCUGCUUUGGUCUGUGUAAACUUUGUUCAUGCUGUGCAAUACCAGAAAGCAUUAAUGAUCCCGGCUGAGGUGACUGGUGUGGGUUUAGAGAGAUGCAUCAAUAACCUACUGAUCACUGUGAAUACAUACUGUGAUUUUUGGAUUUAACUUUUGGCUGAUAAGUGGUCAAAUAUGCUCACUGGAUGACAAUAAAGUGUUGGGUUUUAUGGCUGUUUUCUAUUACAUAUGACCAACAGUUUUCCUAUGUAAUAUGAAACAGCCCUGUAAUUGUUAUAGUAGUUUUUCAAUAUAUAAAUGUCAUUUGCAAGAGACAACUCUGGAUACCAUUUUUAUUCUGGUAUCUCCCACACUGCUAUUGCUAUUGGUGCAUCUCUACUGCAAAGGUGAUAGGUCUCUGGUCUUACAUUUUCACCUCAAUCAAGUCAUAACUCACUGAUAUAUAAGUAUGUACAUAAAUGUGUUAAUGUUCCAUAUUGAAUGUCUUCCUAAUGUUCUAUCUUGUGUGUAUUUUGAAUCAUUUUAAAGCAGAAUUGAGAAAUUAGAACAAGCUUGUUAUCCUGUGGUACCGUAAAGUUUUAUGAAAGUAAUAUGUUAAAAAAGCAAAAAAAAAAACGCCUUAAAGCAAAUUCUAAUCAAAUUCGUCUCUAGGACCAUUUAAAUUAAGUCUAUUCCUAGAAUUAGAAUGUUUUAACAAUAAGAUAUGACAGAUUUUACCCAAUAUAUGUAUCAAAAUACAGAAAAUAUAAAAAUAAUGAAUAUAUUGGAUAUGCUAUGUGCACAACUACAGGUGUACUUUGCCUUACUAAGCUGUGAGCUCACUUGGAGAUGUGUAAGAGAAGUGGAAGAUGGUGAGUGUAAGUGACUAUAGAACUUGUGAACUCUAAUAGUGAGGAAAGAUCUAUUAAGGCAACACGAGAUACACUUUAGUGUUUGAUAGCUUUUGGCAUGAGCGACUUAUGAUUGUAGCAGAUUUCGUUUAAGCAGGCUAAUGCAGUAAGAGGAAGGAAAUGGGAUGUUUUAAAGCUUUUCUUGUGAAUAGUUACUAAACAAAAAUGUUUGCCAUUGUUUGUCGUGUUUCGCUUGUUUCUGUCACCACCGAAAGCCUAACUCACUUCUGUCUGUAACCAUUUUACAAAAAGCGUUUUCCUCGGUUUGCUGUCUUUGUCAGUGAUAUUUUUGUUUUCUGUAAUUCCUGUGCAGCCAGUUUUUGUUGUAACAUCUACACCCUGAGCUAUUUUCUGCCGUGGAACGUAACCAUGUUCGCAUGUACAACUGAAACGUACCUUAAUUUCAUGUUCAGGUUUUAAUGUAACUCAUGUUUUGUUUCGAAAACAAUGGUUAAUAAAAAAAAUGAUGGAAAACAA
Archocentrus centrarchus (flier cichlid) is the source of this 5016-nucleotide messenger RNA. Its product is annotated as protein phosphatase 1 regulatory subunit 3E. The record is from RefSeq and is a predicted model, not a curated record. NCBI's taxonomy places the organism in Eukaryota, Metazoa, Chordata, Actinopteri, Cichliformes, Cichlidae. The transcript has a single exon. Gene Ontology annotation, molecular function: protein phosphatase 1 binding; glycogen binding. Bases 614 to 1537 code for a protein of 307 amino acids. Gene Ontology annotation, cellular component: protein phosphatase type 1 complex. Gene Ontology annotation, biological process: regulation of glycogen biosynthetic process.